This is a messenger RNA of Penicillium cataractarum, 1752 nucleotides long. RefSeq names its product CAF1 family ribonuclease. Gene Ontology annotation, molecular function: poly(A)-specific ribonuclease activity; RNA binding. The coding region runs from base 1 to 1752 and encodes 583 amino acids. The record is from RefSeq and is a predicted model, not a curated record. The transcript is spliced from 5 exons. Lineage: Eukaryota; Fungi; Ascomycota; Eurotiomycetes; Eurotiales; Aspergillaceae. Gene Ontology annotation, cellular component: cytoplasm. Gene Ontology annotation, biological process: nuclear-transcribed mRNA poly(A) tail shortening.
AUGGAUCUCACGGUAAACAAUUUCGCCUAUCACCUUCCCGCGGUACUCAAUGAGAUCGCUGCAAGUUGCUUCGUCGCUCUGGAUCUCGAGCUGUCCGGCAUUGCCCUCUCUGCCAAGUUCCAGGGUAACAGAUCCAUCCAGAAGCACUACGAAGAAAACAAGGCCGCCGCGGAGAAGUACCAGGUACUGCAGGUUGGAUUGACAAUUUGUCGUGAAGACAAAGAAAAGGGGAGCUAUUUGCUCCGGCCUUACAAUAUGUUUUUAAACCCGUGUCUGGACCGCAAUCUCAAUAUUAACCGGGAUUGCACUUUGAUGGGCUGGUCCAUGGAAUUUUUGGUCGGCCACAAGUUCGACGUUGGUGCACUCUUCACCCAGGGUCUCCGCUAUUUGUCCCGGGAAGAAGAGAUCCUAGCUCGAGAAGAAGCUAUCCGACGAUGGGCUCCCAGUGAGUCCAUGGAGGCAAUCGAGGACAAUCUCCGUGAUGAGGGAGAUGUCCGCUUUGUUGAGGCUGUCCGCCGUCUAAUUGAUGCGUGGGUGGCCGGAGGGAAGACACGGGGCACCUAUAUCACUAUCCCUCCUAUUGAAAACGGGCAGGGAGCAGCCCGUCACGGUUUGCCCAGCGACUUGACCAAGACCCAGAAAUGGCUCGUGCACAACCUGAUCAAGACCGAGUACCCAGGGCUGAAGUCACGGGGCAUGCCUACGUAUAUCCAGAUUGAGCAGCGCAACGGCGGUGCGAUGGAAUACGAAGCAAGAAUCAGGGAGAGUAACAUGCGCAUUCGCAAGCAUGUGGGAUUCCGGUGGAUCGCAGAGGCUCUAACCGGUGGUGACCUGUCGACCCUAGAACCGAGCGUAUUCGAUGGCUUCUUGGGGGAUGUACAGCAUCCAUCCAUCACGGCAAAGUCGCUCUCAGAACGGCUGAAGCGCCGUCUGAAGGAGAAUCGACCCAUUCUCGUCGGUCACAACAGCUUUACCGACAUGGUCUUUUUCUACAAAUGCUUCCUCGGUUCGCUCCCUGAUAAGGUGGAGGAUUUCAUCUCCUUGAUCCAUCAGACAUUCCCCCUUAUGAUGGAUACCAAGUAUCUGGCGACUCAGGAUUUUGACGCCAUGAACCCGUCUUCCUCACUGGAGGAACUCAACAAGACCUUGGCGAAGAUCAAAACCCCCAAGAUUGAAAUCGACAGCCUGCACUCCAAGUACUUGUACCGAGGGUUCGCCCAUGAAGCCGGGUAUGACAGUAUGCUUACCGCAAUUGCUUUCCUCAAGCUAGCAACUCACCUUGACAGAGGGAAAAUCCCCAAGGGAAAGAGGGGACGACUUGAGGAAAUCUCAUACGGGCUUGCCACUCCGACUACCACCCCGGUAGAGGACCUCUUCCCAACUCUCCCUCGGAACGGUUUCCAAGAGUUCUUCGAUACGGAAGAAGAAGGAGAAGAACAACAAGGCAAAGAGCCUGUCCUUCAGCAUGUCCUGGCUUCCACGCAAUCUAAGAAAAUCAACGACAAGGUGCAGCACGGAAUCCUGAUCCCUCGUCUGGGUAGCAGCUUCUGGCGCAUGUACGGAAACAAACUGCGAGUCUUCGGGUCGGCGGAGAAGACUGUGCACUUUGGACCGGUGGAGAAACCUGCGUCCCCGAAACCGGUCAAGCAGACUGAGAACGUUCAAGCAGCGAACGGGGUGAACGGAGUGAACGGAGUGGAAGGAAGCGAGAGCCCUGGAGUGAAGGAGGGUGUUUUGAUCUGCAUCAAUUAG